AUGGUCCAGCCCUUGAGCCCGCAAGACUCGACGCCCAAGCCGUACAUCGUCUCACCGCUGAUAAGAUCGGUCUUUCUCUCAAAACGUGUCGGCCUUGAUGUUUUUCUCAAGAUGGAGAACAUGCAACCCUCGGGCAGCUUCAAGUCCCGCGGGGUAGGCAAGAGGGUCGAACGCAUCGUUCAGCAGCAUGGCAAGGAGGCUGAAGUGGUCAUCGCAUCGGGUGGGAACGCAGCUCUGGCAGCAGCAUUCGCCUCUCGCACGCUCGGCGUUCGCUGUCAGGUCUUUCUGCCCGAGUUAACAACACUCAAGAUGGCCGAGAAAAUCAGAGCAGCAGGUGCGACCGUCACAGUGGCAGGGAGAGCGUUCAGCCAAGCACAGGAAGCUGCCUAUGCCUACUGUGCAAAGACGUCCAAUGCUCACUACGCGCCUCCUUAUGAUCACCCUGAUGUUGUCGACGGCAAUGCUACGAUCAUGCCCGAAGUCAGAGCGCAGCUUCAGCAAGAGCACGGCAUAUCAGAUCUGAGCGGUGUCAUCUGCUCUGUCGGCGGGGGCGGUCUGCUCGCAGGCGUUCUGACCGGAAUGGCACGUGUCGGCUGGUCGAACGUCCCCGUCUGUGCAACAGAAACGUACGGAACGCAAUCGUUCCGGCUCGCGCUCGAAGCUUCACUGAACAGUAAGCCCGUUGAAGCCAAAACACCAACGCUACCUGCAAUCUCGGGUGUAGCCGUCUCGCUCGGCGCAGCCACGGUAUCGCAAGACGUCGUACGGCUUGCUCUGGAACACGAAGGCUUACUGUCUAGCAUAGUCAUGACGGACGAGCGCUGCUUCGAUGCCCUCAAAUGCUUUGCAGCAGAUCAUCACACCCUUGUCGAGCCAGCCUGCUCUGCUUCGCUUGCGCCUUUCUACGACGAAUCCGAAACGCUCAUGAAAGCUGCUUUCCCGACUAUACGCCCUGGCGAGACUGUCGUCAUCAUCGUCUGCGGUGGUUCGGCUGUCGAUCUAGAUGAAGUGGCACGAUAUGAGCAGCUGUUCAAGGAAUCUCAGGGUGAUCUCGGCGCCAUCUCGACCAUCCGCAAACCGAGCAGCAAGCAAAUUGCAGCAUAG
Mixia osmundae IAM 14324 is the source of this 1104-nucleotide messenger RNA. RefSeq lists its product as uncharacterized. The coding region runs from base 1 to 1104 and encodes 367 amino acids. Lineage: Eukaryota; Fungi; Basidiomycota; Mixiomycetes; Mixiales; Mixiaceae. Gene Ontology annotation, biological process: L-threonine catabolic process; L-serine catabolic process. Gene Ontology annotation, molecular function: threonine deaminase activity; L-serine ammonia-lyase activity. The transcript is spliced from 3 exons. The record is from RefSeq and is a predicted model, not a curated record.